This is a messenger RNA of Phytophthora nicotianae INRA-310, 630 nucleotides long. RefSeq lists its product as hypothetical. The record is from RefSeq and is a predicted model, not a curated record. The transcript has a single exon. NCBI's taxonomy places the organism in Eukaryota, Oomycota, Peronosporomycetes, Peronosporales, Peronosporaceae. Bases 1 to 630 code for a protein of 209 amino acids.
AUGGUGCUCGGGCUUAUUGACUUGGCAAUAGUAAAUGGCUACAUUGUACACAAGGCCUAUCACAAACAGAAGCCCUCACGCCCAUUGAGCCACGUGAAGUACAUGAAGAAGCUGCACUUGCAGCUUCGCCAGCUGCGGGCGUCUGACAUGUACGAAGGUAACACCUUCGGAACGCAGCAUGGUUCAGGUGAGGAUGCCACUGCACCAGCUGUCGUCGACACAGGAGAGGCUCUACACGCCCCCAAACAACUCGAUGAUUGGCGGAACAGGGACACACAACCGAAGCGUCGGCAGCGAGCGUGUAAGGUGUGCUGGCUCCUACGUGGCAGUGAUAAACGUGCUACAACAACUGCCUCCUUCUGCGAUGCGUGCAGCGAGUCGGGGCCGAUAUUCCUGUGCAUGAAGCCUUGCCGGCAGAUGCGCGGGGUGGCGAUGACGUGCUGGGAUAUCUGGCAUCGCGAGUGGAGGAAUGGUAAGUUAGUUCCUGCUGAUACCGGGAGAAGUAUCAGAGUGCCCCCGAGCUGCCGAACCGACUGCAGGUUCCCCCUUCUACACCAAGUACACCAGUCGAACCUCUUACGCCUCUUGCUCCCGGCUAGCACAAGUAAACGACGUAGGAUGAACAUAUAG